GUUUCUACUAAUACUGUAUGGUGCGAGGGACAUCCUGUGCCACCAGUCAGUUGAUGGUGGAUGACCUUCUGACCCCGUGCUCGCCAGGUGACCCGGCUGCCAUAGAAUUGACCUGGAUGGAUGUGCCUAGCGACAAGCUGCUGGAGCCCAUCAUCUGCAUGUCUGACGUGCUGUGCUCACUAUCCACCACGCAACCCACAGUCAACAUGGAGGUCUUGUUCAAGGUCAGGAAGUUCACAGAGGACUUAGAGCAGGAGGGUUGAGAGGUCCUGGUUGGCAGGGGCUUUAAUACUCCUUACUCAGUCUCUCCUAUCAAGACCCAACUCCAGUCAAAUAGUAGCUACAGUAUUACAACAGUAUUACAACACUAUGAACCUGCAUUGACAAGAAUGAUGGAGCAUUUUAACUUACACACAAUUGUUGUUUUUUUGCAUAUCCCAACUACCUCCGAGACACCCACAAGUGCCUUAUUUUCUCACUUUGUCGGCUCCGGUAUUUGAGCCAGCAAUCUUUCGGUAACUGGCCCAAUGAUCUAAACUUGAGGCUACGUGCCGCCCCUUAGUGGGUCUGCAGGGUGACUCCCCAAGUGGGUCUGGAACCCAGGUCAGCAGCACUACAUUGCUGUGUGUCUGUAUAGUUGAGGGUAUAUUGGUUUAGUAAUACUCAAUUCAGUUCUGUUUCCAGAGGGGAUCUCAAUGCUGUUACACGUAGCCAUGAUCACCAAGCUACCCUGACUUAAUAAAACCUGAAUUCAAAAAGAA
This is a messenger RNA of Oncorhynchus mykiss (rainbow trout), 761 nucleotides long. NCBI's taxonomy places the organism in Eukaryota, Metazoa, Chordata, Actinopteri, Salmoniformes, Salmonidae. The record is from RefSeq and is a predicted model, not a curated record.